Messenger RNA from Wasmannia auropunctata (little fire ant), 3111 nucleotides. RefSeq lists its product as uncharacterized. Gene Ontology annotation, molecular function: calcium ion binding. The record is from RefSeq and is a predicted model, not a curated record. The transcript has 12 exons. Lineage: Eukaryota; Metazoa; Arthropoda; Insecta; Hymenoptera; Formicidae. Bases 1 to 3099 code for a protein of 1032 amino acids.
AUGUGCAUCGAGAAUCGUGCGAGCCAUGCGAGGCUCGCCUGUGCCGUCUUGUUCCUUGUGGCGAUUGCUCUGCCGUUCGGGCUCUGCCAAAAUGCCGGGGCACGCGGUGCAGGAUCCGGGGACAGGAUGGGAUCGGAUCGUUCCGGCGACGGGUCGCACACUCUGGCGACCCAUCGGCAGUACAGCCGGGACGCAUCUUUUGAGGGAAUGGAGGCUCUCGAGGAAAACAGAAGGACGCUCUCGUCGCGAGGCGUUAUCAAGGAGCCGGAGGAGACGGAAGCGGAAGCGAAAGCGGAGGCCCGCGGCGAUGAACGCGGGGACAAACACCUCCUUUUGUCGGAAAAUGGUGCGAAAAUUCCGCCUCGGCGAAACGUAAAUGUCACGACCUUGAGCAAGCAGCAAGAAGGUAACUUCGGCAGUCGGACGCGCAAAAAGCGUCGCAGGGGCAAGGACGGGCCUGGGGGUUCCGGUGUCAAGGAUCGCGUGUACGAGAUCACCGAGGACAGUCGUGAGAACGAGAUAACGGGCAAGCGGAAUCGAUCGCCGCGGAGGAGGAACGACCCUUUCUCGAAGUCGCGGCCGAGGAGUCGGGAGGCGCGAAAGUCCCGCGCGGAGCGACGGAGGCGGAAAAAGGACAGGAAGGAGCGAAACAGAGGAAGCGGCAAGGACGCGCGGUGGGGCGACAGGCGGCAGGAUGUCGCGCGACGAUCGUCGAAGCGCAAGAGGAAGACGCACGACGGCCUGAGCGGGCGUGUCCUGCACGAAACGCUCGACCUAGCCGGGACCAGCAACGCGUCCGAGUCGACGUAUGAAAGCCCGUCGAACGUCACUCCCGAGCGCGCCUCGUUGACGGAGGCCGUCGACACGACGACGUCGUCGAGUCUUCAGCGUCGCCCGACGCUCGAGACGACGAGGCGGUUGACGAGAACGACGCCGCGUCGCGGCGUUUAUUCGGGCGACACGGUGGAGAGGGAGUUCUCCAAGCAGCUCGAGAUGGAGAUCUCCAAGUCUGCGUUGAAGGACCCCUCGAUCCUAGACGACGGUAUUUUCGACACCCCUCCGAAGAAAUCGGCCGGACGGAACGCGGGGACGGGUGGCGAGGUCGACGGCAAGAGCGUGGAUCGGGACGCCGCCGUCUCGCCGGAGGGCGAGAAAAUCGAUUUCAAGGGCUCGCAUUACGACGCCGAGAGGAUGCUGGGCUACUCGAGGACCGAGGAGGAUCUGCCGAUUCUGGAUCUGGAGAACGAGGUGCUGGAGAGGACCCUGAAGGACUACAACGCGUACAUGACGUCGCGGCUGAAGCCGUUGUCGUUGCCGCGCCACGAACAGCUGCCGAUCCGUCGCACCUCUCAUCCGCCGCGGAAGCCGAUAAUUAAUUCCGAGGAGAGCGCCGAGGAGACCGGCGACGAAAACGCGGAAGUCACAGGCGUGACGGGAGCGAUGCAGGACGACGGCGGCGGCGGCGGCGGCGGCACGAAAGGGGACUUAUCUUGCAUAAACGGGACGUUCCUACCGGCGCCUCUAUCUCGCCACGCGCUGAUCAAAUAUGUAAAGUCCUCGACCCCGGGCCACGAGUAUUUGGAAGCCGAUUACGAGUGUGUGCCAGGCUUCCGUAUGGUAUCCUCGGCGAGCCGAUUAGUCUGCAGGAAUCGUCAGUGGGUCGGACAGGUGCCAAAGUGCGAGAUCAAGCAAAACCCGAACGGGGUGUGCGCCGAGGCAUCCUGCGAGCACGUUUGCAACGAAAUUAACGGACGUCCCGUCUGUUCCUGCUACGAGGGAUUCAGAUUGGACGGCCGCAAAUGCGUCGACGUCAACGAGUGUCUACUGAACAACGGCCACGGUCCCUGCCAGGACACCUGUCGAAAUCUCGUAGGAGGAUACGAGUGCUCCUGCGAGGGUCUGCAAGACGCGUCGCUGGCCCCCGACAACCACACGUGCGAGCGUGACAGGCACACGGGUCCGUGCAGCGUUAACAACGCCGGGUGCUCCCACACGUGCCUGUCCACGAUGGGCCGAGUGUUUUGCCUGUGCCCCGACGGCUUCAUGCUCGAGGACGACUGGAAGACGUGUCAGGACGUGGACGAAUGCUCGGUGCCGGAUCUUCAGACGGAGCUGUGUCGCUACGGGUGCAUUAACACCCCGGGUUCCUAUCGAUGCGCGGAACCUAUGGAGCUGAAGGAUCAGCCGGUCCUGGACAGCCUGUCCAUCACUUGCCUGCCGGGCUACGAGCAGACCUCCCGCGGAUGCAUCGAUAUCAACGAAUGCGUGGUUGAUAAUGGCGGGUGCAGCGAGGUGUGCGAGAACACCGACGGGAGCUUCUUCUGCGCCUGCGACGGGGACGAGAAAGCCCUGUCAUCCGACGGGAAAUCCUGCGUAGACAUAAAUAGUAUCGCGUGCCUGCCGUUAAAUCCGAUCGAUCGCGGCUAUUUAAUAUGCUCCCGAUCAGCCACGUCCAAGUUGUGGCGCGACAGGCGAAAAGUGCCCAAUCGACCCGGCACGAGGUGUUUCCUCAAGUGCCCCCGUGGGUAUCAGCUUCGCGGUGAGUACGAGUUGACCUGUCGAUCCGACGGCACCUGGGACGGACCGCAGCACGGAAAGUGCGUCAGAUAUAGCAAGCCCCGAUUGGAGUGUCCGAAGGACGUUGUAGCCGAGUUACCGCCGGGCAGGGACGAAGCGUUCGUGACCUUCGAUCAACCGGCGACGGACCUCGAUUGGUUCCGAUACGUGCGAUCGAAGCCGUCCUGGGGCACGCGGCUCGAGGCGAAUCUGGAGCCCGGCGUGCACGAGGUCACGUUUUUCGCGCGUCACCCGGUAUCGAAGAAGCAGGCCAGCUGUGUAUUACGCAUUAUCGUCAAAGGCGGCGAAGCACCGAAAGUCAAAGAUUGUCCGCGGGACAUCGAGGUCGUCGGGAGGAACGGAACGGCGAUCACGUGGACGGAGCCGACCUUCACGGAUAACGUGAAGGUGACGCGGAUCAGCAAUAAUGAGAGCCCGGGUCGUCGCUUCGACGUCGGCGGUCACAGGAUCGAGUACGAGGCGAGCGACGAGGCCGGCUGGUCGAGCAAGUGCGUCUUCGCCGUGGUCCUUCGUCAGGAAUAAACGACGACGAGG